Messenger RNA from Perkinsus marinus ATCC 50983, 1470 nucleotides. RefSeq lists its product as hypothetical. The record is from RefSeq and is a predicted model, not a curated record. Bases 1 to 1470 code for a protein of 489 amino acids. Lineage: Eukaryota; Perkinsozoa; Perkinsida; Perkinsidae. The transcript is spliced from 11 exons. Gene Ontology annotation, molecular function: DNA-binding transcription factor activity. Gene Ontology annotation, biological process: regulation of DNA-templated transcription.
AUGAGGCUACAACGACCGUCACUGCCAAGCCAUCGGACGGAAAUCGCCUUGCUAGUGGACAAGGCAAUCUCUGUACUACAAAUGACUAUAUCAGCCCUGGCCCGUGAAAGGGAUAUGUUGGAUGAGGAGUGGCGGCGACUGGAGGAGGCUCAAGACCAAAGCGAUCAUCUCGCUGCAGUCCACGCUCAUACUAUCCCAACAGAACUCUCUUCUGAGACUGGCAACGUACCUCCUAUAGAGGAAGGAGCUGUUAGUGUAGCGGAGCUUCUCCCGCCGGCACCGCAGGCCGACGAUCCCGUCUCUGCAGCAGCUGCCGUUGCCGCCAUGGAGUUCGAUACGCACGCUGCCAUCUCUCCCAUAAAGGCAGUGGCGGCAGCCGCUCAGCAGCUGUCUUCUCGUGGACGUGAAGGCCGAAGAUCAAGUGGGAUUCCUGGUGUUAGCUGGCAUCCUCGGACGGGUCGGUGGGUAGCACGAUGGACUGGCGAGGAUAAGAAGGAGCAUUCUAAGGGAUUCUCUUCGAAGCGACAUGGUGACGCUAAGGCGCUUCAGAUGGCUGUUGCCACUAGAAGAGCAAUGCAUGUUCGAGCGACGGAUCACCCAUCACCCAUCGUUGAGGAGGCAUCGAUGUCGCCCCCCUCUGAAGCCUCGGAAGAGAACGAGGAACCACCCGCUAAGAGGAGUCGUGACGAAGGACAGCUCUAUGAGACGAUAUCAGCGCUAGCUCAGCUAGCGAGUGAUCCCGUGCUUGGUCAUCCUGGCCCGCCUGAUCACUUAGCGACUGUAGAGGACUGUCUAGCCUUGUGUGAUCUCGGCACGCUGGGAUCGCAUCCUCUGACGCCCGAUGCGGAACGAGAGGUUGCCGAGGCUGUACUGCCUCCACUACCUUCAGGAGCCCAUGCUAGCUCGGAUCGACCCAGUGGCAUACAAGGAGUAACUUGGCACCCAUUAAAUCGGACGUGGGCUACGCGAUGGCGGGAAUCUGAAGGGCAGCAACGGAGCAAGAGCUUUGCUAUGUCGAAGUAUGGAGAUGACGGGGCAUUUCGGCUCGCUAUAAGACUCCGGAAGCUUCUUGAAGAUUUGGGCUUCGUCUCGCCGCAUAUGGGCCGACCAUCAGAACGAGGGACUCCACCAGUCCCUGCUCUCCCAAGCACUGAGGCCUGGAUACCAAACGCAAUGCCAAUCGCUGAUGGCCAGACCUCUGAGGCUGCUUCAAUGCCGCAUCAUAUAUCUGGCGGUAAGGUGAGGAGUGGUGUGCCUGGUGUUACCUGGAACGAGACCUACCAGAUGUGGGUUGCGAGGUGGCGAGAGGAACCCAAGGGACGAGAGAACAGCCGAACGUUCUCGGUGAAGCAAUACGGGGCACAUGAGGCUUUGCAAAUGGCAAUUGAUUAUAGGAGAAUGAUGGAGGAGGUCGGGAGAGUUCAGAAAUGCGUUGAAAAGAGUGGAAUUGGAGUGUUGGGAGCCAACUAG